GCAUACACUACAUUCGUGAAAAAAUGGCAGCUGACGAAUAGAGAAAAGUGAAUCUUCAGUCGAAAAAAAGACGGCACUUGACAGAACUGCUCAGACACAGAGGCGUACUAGAUCAGCGUCCUGCGGCUGGAGUGUCAUCGUAAAACUGCCACCAUGGGAAAAACUCCGCUAAAAGAUCAGAAAGAUGGCAAAAAAGACAAACCAGGAAGAACAGUGCUACAAACAGGUACAACCCCUGCAACAAAUAAAGAUUCUUUCAGCUGGGAAGAAUAUCUAAAAGAAACAUCAUCUGCACCAGCUCCGCCAAGCUGUUUUCGUCAGGCUAGAGUCCCACCCUCCAACGACUUCAAAGUAGGAAUGAAGCUUGAAGCCCAUGACCCACGCAAUUCCACGUCAGUUUGUAUUGCUACAGUGAUGGGUUUAACCGGAGUCCGUCUGCGCCUCCGUCUGGAUGGAAGCGACAACAGCAAUGACUUCUGGAGACUGGUAGACUCCUCUGAUAUCCAGCCUAUUGGCACCUGUGAGAAGAACGGAGACAUGCUGCAGCCGCCACUGGGAUUUCGAAUGAAUGCGUCAUCGUGGCCCAUGUUUCUGCUGAGAACCUUAAAUGGAGCGGAGAUGGCACCAGCAACAGCCUUUAAAAAGGAACCUCCGAGGCCCCCUCAGAACAGCUUUAAGCCCGGCAUGAAGCUUGAAGCUGUGGACAAAAAGAACCCGUACCUCAUCUGCCCUGCCACCAUUGGGGAAGUAAAGGGCGAUGAGGUCUUCAUCAUGUUCGAUGGGUGGCGGGGUGCCUUUGAUUACUGGUGCAAGUACGACUCCCGGGACAUCUUCCCCGUGGGCUGGUGCACCCUCACUAAGCACAGCCUCCAGCCACCAGGCAACAGUGUUACCCUCCCAAAGAGCCUGCAGACUCUCCCGGCAUCACCCUCCAAGCCCAGUAGGCGUUCCAUGCAGUCCCCCUACAGACUCCCCAACCCUCUGCCCCCUUUGCCUGUCAGGAAGGGGGUCCGGGGCCGGCGGCCCAAGAGUGAGACCAUCGCUCUGCUCAAAGCUGUGGCAGAAGCAGCUGCUGCCCAAAAUGGAACCGUAGCUGAAAACACACAGCUUGUACCCCGGCCCCACAAGAAGAGAGGACCCAAACCUGGAAGCAAGAGAAAGCCCAAGAUUCUCCAGAGCCCGGCACAGCUGCCCAGCAUCCAGGUUCCACAAGAGAGCCCCCCCAGUCACAACUCUGUGGUUUCAACAGUGUGUGUGUAUGUGAAUAAGCAUGGAAACUGUGGUCCCCACCUGGACAGGAAGCAGAUGCAGCAUCUGCCAGACCACUUUGGCCCAGGGCCAGUGAAUACUGUGCUCCAGCAGGUGGUCCAGUCAUGUAUAGACUGUGCAUACCAGCCUAAAGUCCUGCUCAUUGCUCUGCAGACUCAUUCAGGAGGAGGAGAGGUUGUCAGAGUGAGGACAGAUGGUGGCGUUCGUGUGGUCAAACUACCUUCAGCUUCCAGUGCUUCCUUCGUGCUGCGGUUCCUGGAGACCAUGUGUCGUCACCUGCAGUGUGACAAUCUGUUCAGCAGCCAGCCGUUCAGCCACUACACUGCUUAUGACAGGAACAAGUCAGUGAAAGAAGAAGCGCUGGAGGCUCCGUCUCUGGCUCGGGGUGGUAAACGGAGUCUCUCUGGAGUGUCUCCGCCGUACGCAGCCCCUCUGUCUCCCAAACAUUUACGUGCUGAGGCUCACCCGUCAGAAGCAGAGACUCUGCCCCACGAGGAGAACGGCCUAAUGAAGGAGCAGCGCUACAUGGACUCAGCCUCCAACUCGAUGACUCCUCGCCCCCAAACAGCGCGGAGUUCCUCAGAGUACCACUCUCAGGCCAGCAGCCUCUACCAUCCUGGGAACAACACACCCAUGCACCGCCUCUCCUCUAACCCUGCGGAGCCCGGCUUUACGCAGCCGCUCCGGCGAGUUGAAGCAGCCAGCUCCACCACAGGUCCUGAGGCUCUAGCACCUGACCGGGAGAGUCAGCAGGUGCCCAGUAAAAACCCCUCCUCCUGGUCCAUAGAGGAGGUGAUGCAGUUUGUAAGGGAUGCUGACCCCACAGCUUUAGCUCCACACGCUGAACUAUUCAGAAAACAUGAGAUUGAUGGAAAAGCCCUGAUGUUGCUACGGAGCGACAUGAUCAUGAAGUACAUGGGUCUAAAGCUGGGGCCUGCGCUGAAGCUGUGCCACCACAUAGAGAGGCUGAAACAAGGCAAACUGUAACAGGAGCCAGGGCAGCACUGUUCCUGCCAGACCCACGGGCGAUCAGCAGGCCACGCAGGGACCACGUUCGUCCAGAACCCACCUCGAGAGACUGAACACACGUUACGACUUCAUCCAGACUUCCAGAGUGGAGAAAGUGUGCCAUGCAGUGCUGACACAUUACCUCAUCCCCUCAUCAGUGAACAAAAAGCUGUUCACGUCUAAUAGACACCACUGACUUAAUGAAAUCCCAAAGGAAAACAACCCCUGUAGUGUUUACAUUGCAUAGCACAUGUGCACACGUGGACACGUUUUUGUUUUUUUUUUUUGUUUGUUUUUUACGGAGAUGAAAUCUUUUGAUCCUGGUUUUGGAUCCCCAAAGAUGGAGAAUGUUUCUUCUUAUAUACUGUUUUUAUUAUUCCAGUUAAUAAGGAAGGGUUGGUAUACUGAAAAAGAAUCCAUCAGAUGUUCUUCCCCACGCUCUUUCAAGAGAAUCUGGAUGCUCCCUCAUCUGCGCUGUUGAAAAGCCGUAGUCAGUCUUCACGUGUAUACCUAAGGCACGGGUAUAUCUGCCCGCCUGAAGGAUGCUAAUGUCAGAGCAUUCCACUUCCUUCAUGCAGUGCCAGACGGACGUGUUCAUUGGCUUGAACGUUGUCGGUAUCAUGACAGAAAUCAUGUUGUUUUUAUUUGAGCCUCAUCUUUCCCACGAGUGUCCUGCAGGGUCACCGCCUUCUGCGUGGCAUGACGUGUCAUUGUGUCUUAGAGCCCUACGUUGCCUCCUGCUCGGCGUCCGUGCAGCUCUUACGAACAUCGAAGCGCUUGCGUCCUGAACUCUGAGCAGCCAUGGGUGUAUCAGUUUCAGCGGACAGACUGUGAAGGCGUUUCUAAGGGCUUUCUGUUUUAAUGUAAUAUUUUUAUCAGUCAUCUUCGUCAUCGUUUAAGCUCGUCGGUCCUCCCGCGGCCUCAGUGUUGUCACUUUUGACCGUUACAAUCACUGUUAGCAAUGAAAACAGAUGUGUACAGUUUUAUGGGUUUAACCAUGAAUAUCAGCGACAGAAUGUACAUUUUGUAGAAACUUGAUAUUUUAAGGAAAUCAUAUACAUAAGUUAGAAAUGUGAAGAUAAAAGGGGAUGGGGGUGAAUAUUUCACAGUGGAUUCCAUUCUGCUUUUUAAGACUUAAUACGGCGCUUUUAGUUCAGAUUCUCCCAGUACUAGACUCUACCUUGCUUUACCUAUGACAUUUCUCAGGUUUAUGUGGUCUUUGUUAGUACGAGCUUUUGUAGCACACUGUUUAUAAUAUACCUAACAGAAUUUUUCCUGUUAUUCUUUUCCUCGAUUUCAAAAGACUUGUGCCAUACGAUAUUCAACACAGGAUUGAAGUGCUGUUGAUUUCCUUCUCUUGCAUCUUCUUUAAAAGUACUUGAAAAAUAUGUGUUGCAAAAAGUCACAUGUCCAUUACGUCACACCAGAUAAACAAUAUGCGUUUAUGAUGUUGUGUAUUUUCCUUUUUGUUUUUAUAAACCUACC
Molecule: messenger RNA, 3762 nt
Organism: Toxotes jaculatrix (banded archerfish)
Lineage: Eukaryota; Metazoa; Chordata; Actinopteri; Toxotidae
Product: sex comb on midleg-like protein 2
Exons: 15
Coding region: 154-2256 (700 amino acids)
Biological process (GO): regulation of DNA-templated transcription
Cellular component (GO): nucleus
Molecular function (GO): protein binding
Source: RefSeq, a predicted model, not a curated record